Molecule: messenger RNA, 4428 nt
Organism: Penicillium longicatenatum
Lineage: Eukaryota; Fungi; Ascomycota; Eurotiomycetes; Eurotiales; Aspergillaceae
Exons: 4
Coding region: 1-4428 (1475 amino acids)
Biological process (GO): double-strand break repair via homologous recombination; DNA replication
Cellular component (GO): chromosome; RecQ family helicase-topoisomerase III complex; cytoplasm
Molecular function (GO): four-way junction helicase activity; nucleic acid binding; ATP binding
Source: RefSeq, a predicted model, not a curated record
AUGACGAAAAAUAAUCUUGCUGUACAUCUGAAAUGGCUACUCAACCAAGGCCCCUCCUUACACCUGUCGUUGUCCACCGAAUCUCCUUCCAUACAACGCGAGCGCGUCUCCCCACAGCCUUCUUUACCGGCCGACGAAAGCGAGCUCUUGGAUGCGAUUAUUGAAGACGCCGAAAACACCGACGAUGUGCUAAACGAGGACAUGGCAAAAUUUCAAACUUCAUUGUCAGCACGGAAACCUCGUUUAUUUAGCUGCCCAGAAACAUGGAAAGACGAGCCGCCUUCAACGUCAAAGAAGGCGUCUUCCACGGACACCUUGGUUCCAGAGUCUCAUCUUGAACCACCGCGAUCCUCUUUCGUGUCUCGACUCAAAACCCCACUUCGAUCGGACCGAAAGCUCGAAACACCGUCUUUUGAUGAUGUGGAAGCCAUUGACCUCACGGGAGAUCCUGAACGAUUUAUCCCAUCUUCGGCAACCGAUUUAGGAGAACCCCGUCGACUAUGGUCUGGGGAUACGGUAACACGCGAACAACCCGCCGAGAAGCGUGGGAAGAAGCGGAAGAGCGAUGAAUACACAUCGGACCUUCUAUCGCCCUCGAAAUAUGCGUCCAAAGUACGAAGCAACGCGCAGGCACCGACCUCUGAACUUCCUUCAGGUGCAAACCGGGUGAAGCCAUCGAAUAGUGCCAAACAACUGAGAACCGACUCCCCGUCUCCUAAAAAGAGCCACCGAAAGCAAGUCAUUGCCGAUUCCGACGAGGAAGAUCCGUUCGACGAUUGGACAGUAGAUGCAGAUGACAUGAUUCUGGAUAAUGAUCCAGUGCUGUAUCCCAAACUACCUAGAAUCAAACCCGAAAAUCAUGAGAAGAACUAUCGCGCUGAAGCCCCACGCCUUGAGCGCUUGCCAAGUGGGACUAUCUCAGAAACGACUCGGACAGAAACUCGGAUGGAAAGAAAGAAACCAAUUCAAACCUCAACAGCUUCGCCUGGGCUCAGAAUCCCCAGUUCUCAGCCCAAAGACGAGUCUGUUCUUAAGUUUGUAGCUCUUUCAGCAACCUCCAUCGGCCAUUCUAUCCGCCAGCUGAGGCAGAAACUGCAGAAAAACUCUGAGGUUGUAUACCAACAGGCAAUGGAAGGCCAGCCGGCUCCGGAUCUGAUUGCAGAGAACAAAAGCCUUGUGUCACGUAUUCAAGCCAUUGAGGCAUUACAAUCCCAGCAAGCAUCUUAUAACACCUGCCUUUCUCGAAAGAAGAAAUUGAAGCAGAACCUCAUGAAAGUGAUAUCCCAGGGUCUUGAUCCAACAACCAUGCCGGAUGAGCUGUCAAAAAGCCGAGCUGUUGAGUCAGAGCUGGAGCAAAUUGAGGCAAGGAUCAGCGAGCUUCUUCCUCAAGCUGAGAUAUUUGAUUUGAUCAAGUGCCCAGAAAUGGAUCGUGCUACUCCAGCGUCGAGUGACUUUCAUCCAGACCGCCAUUCUUCCAAAAACCAGUUUGAAGACUUUGGGUUUACCAAGGAGUCCCCACCUCGAAGACAGCACACCUCUUUCGCCAGCCCUAAGUUGACAAAUUAUAAUAUCACGUCCCGGGCUGGGCAGAGCAUUCCCGCCCGUGGUGGCGAAGAAGGCCAUGUUUCUCGACACAUGGGCUCACCAGCAAUAGACUUGGACGAAUUCGAUUGGGACGAGAGCGAUGACGCGAUGUUGGAUGUUGCUGGAAGCUCGAAUAAGGACUUGCCGAUGUCUUUCGGUGACAAAAACGUUGAGAAUCGACCAGUCUUUGCCGAGACCUCUGGAAACACCUCUCGAAUGCCCCCGCCAAAGAAGUCACCCGGGCGUAGCAACUUUUGGGCCAACAAUGCUUGGUCUCAUGAGGUGAGAACUGUCCUCAAGGAAAAGUUCCACCUUCGUGGCUUCCGCCCAAACCAACUCGAGGCUAUUGAUGCAACCCUCGCUGGUAAGGACACCUUUAUCUUGAUGCCAACUGGCGGAGGGAAGUCACUGUGUUAUCAGCUUCCCGCAGUUGUCAUGAGUGGUCGUACCAGUGGCGUGACAAUUGUGGUUUCCCCUUUAUUGAGUUUGAUGCAAGAUCAGGUUUUCCAUCUGCAGAAGCUGAAUAUCAACGCCCUUUUGGUGAAUGGUGAGACUGACAAGGCCGAGCGAUCGCAAAUUCUUCAUCAAUUGUCAAAUGGUGGCGGAGAAGGUAUGGAGCUCUUGUACAUCACACCGGAAAUGCUUAGCAAGAAUCAGACCCUUGUCAAAGCCCUCGAGAAGCUUCAUCGCCGGAACAAGCUUGCACGCUUGGUUAUUGAUGAGGCGCACUGCGUAAGUCAAUGGGGGCAUGACUUUCGUCCUGACUACAAGGAACUUGGUGAAAUCAGAGCUAAAUUUCCGGGGGUACCAGUCAUGGCCUUGACUGCUACUGCCACUGAAAACGUGAAAGUUGAUGUCAUGCAUAACCUGAAGAUGAAUGGAUGUGAGGUUUUCCUACAAAGCUUCAAUCGCCCUAACUUGACCUACGAGGUGCGGCCGAAAAAGAAGAAUGAUGAAUUGUUGGCUAGCAUUGCCGAGACAAUCACUGCCUCAUAUCGAAACCAGUGCGGUAUCAUUUACUGCCUAUCGCGCAGGACAUGUGAAAGUGUGGCAGAGGAGCUCGUGAAGAAGUACAAAAUCAAAGCACAUCACUAUCAUGCUCACCUGCAACCUAAACAGAAAGCUGAGGUGCAGAGCGCAUGGCAAAAUGGUAGAUAUCAUGUCAUCGUCGCCACAAUCGCCUUUGGAAUGGGAAUUGAUAAGCCUGAUGUGCGUUUUGUGAUCCACCACAGUAUUCCCAAAAGCCUUGAAGGUUACUACCAGGAGACUGGCCGUGCUGGCCGAGACGGAAAACGCUCUGGAUGCUAUCUUUAUUAUGGCUACAAAGACACCACGUUGCUGAAGCGGAUGAUCGAUCAAGGCGAAGGGAGUUAUGAACAAAAGGCUCGACAAAAGCAUAUGCUUCGGAACGUUGUCCAAUUCUGUGAGAAUCGCAGUGACUGCAGGCGUGUACAAGUGCUCGCUUACUUUAACGAACAAUUUCGCCGAGAGGACUGUGGGAACACGUGUGAUAACUGCAAGUCUGAUCUUAUCUUCGAAGAGCAUGACUUUUCUGAAUAUGCAUCAUGGGCCAUAAAGAUUGUGCGAAGUUUAACUCUCCAGAAGGAAGACAAGGUCACUGUACUCUACUGUGUUGAUAUUCUUCGAGGCGAUUUGAAAAGACCCAAGUCACCUUCUCAUCGACAAAAUCCAGGAUAUGGAAAGGGGUCUGACCUUGAUAGAGCGGAAGCAGAGCGAUUAUUUUAUCGUUUGUUGGGCGAAGAUGCGCUGGCGGAAGAAAAUGUCAUCAAUGGCAAAGAUUUCGCGGUUCAAUAUCUCAAACUCGGCCGCCGUGCUACUGAAUUCGAAAGUGGCCAGCGCAAAAUGAAGCUACAAGUGCGAGUCUCUCCAGGUAAAGCUCGAGUGCCGCGGCCGGCCAUGAAAGCAAAAUCUGGGAGUCAAGCGCACCCUACAUCCACAAUGGUUUCAUCACCUAUUCAAUCCGCCAAUGACCGUCGACAAGCCCGCCAUAAGCAACGUGGGGUCCGGUUUGACUUUUCAGAGGGCGAAGAGAGUGAUGGGUUCGAACCAAUCCGAGUUUCCGGAAAGCAGCAACGCCAGAUUGCGCGUGAAUUAGGCCCACCCAUUACAAUUGACCAGAAGAUGGAUCGACUUGAUCACCUUCAUCGUGCUGUCGUAGAGGAUUUCGAGGUCACCGCCAAGAGGUACCUCCAAGAUGUCGUUGUUGAAAAAGGUCUCCGCGCCCAGCCAUUCCCGGACCAUAUUUUGCGUGACAUGGCCAUCUCAUUCCCCAAAGAUCCCUCGGAGCUUGCUGCCCUCCCAGGCAUCGACCAAGACAAGGUCAAACGAUAUGGCCGUCAGAUCUUAAGACUAAUAGACAAUGCAAAACGGCGCUACCAGGAAUUGACGCAAGAUGCCGAAUCCAAUGGCGUCGUUCCCGACCCCAACCAUCACAAUGUCAUCAAUCUCAGCAGUAGUGACGAAUACAGUGACGGCGACGAUCUUUUCGCAGACCAAGCGUCUACGUUCGAUGUUGACCAAACCCAGGAAGACGAAGAUCUCACCAGCAGAUAUUUCCCUCCUCCCCUUUCUCCAGGCUUUCACCCUGGCGAGGAUUUUGGUGAACAAGCGGAUUCUGGCUCCAAAGGCCGCAAACGUCCGUACACCAGAAAGCCUCGCCGGAAGAAUGGAGGCUCUACAAGCAGUUGGAAAGCCAAGGGCUCCAGGUCCAAGACCACUACGGGCGGCAGCAGUCGCGCUCCAAGCCGAUCCUCUGCUGCCCCUCGAAAACCCGCUACGAAAGCCAAGACCCCGAAAUCUACGAUUGGAAUGAUGCCCAUUUGA